AUGGCGAACCAACACACAGCGGCCAACCACGUCGAGGGUGACAGCUCGGGCAGCGAGGACUUCGAGGUUGUAGGGCACGAGGUUCUAACGGACGACAGCACCCACCAGAAUGACUCCACUCUAGUUGGGACGGAGAGUCAAGGGCCUUCCGUUGACGAGCGCAAGGUUGACGAGCAUUGCGACGUCGCGGACGCCGGCAAAACCCUGGGCAACGACGGGUUCCGUGCUCAACUUCGAGCCGUUACUCAAAGUGGCCUUGCGCAACGCGACGCCACCGGGCCCGUGCUUUGCCAAGCCGUGCAACUGCUCGAGCCGGCCACCUGUGCAGUAGGCCAUGCCAUACGGCUGCGUCUUGAGCUCGACGACCUGGCUCACGCCGGCGUGCGGUCGUUUUCCGACCACCUCUUCCGCGGCCCAGAGCGCACUUUUGUAAAGGUGUUUGAGAUGGCGCUCGAGGCGGUGCGACGACACCUCUACCCGCGCGACAAGGCGGCGUUGCUCAAGAUUUGCGGUGCGCUGCGCCCCAACACGGAAGGCAAGACGUCGAUGGUCGAGAGAGAGGUCCGCAGCGUUGUCCUGGUCGUUCGGGGCAUGGACGGUGUGGCGUAUACGACCGGGUCCAGGCACGACGAUGCACACAAGCAGAUCCACCUCAGCGCCGAUUACGUCGAAUCGCUCAUGCAUAGGUGGGCCGAUGAGGACGAAGGAGGAGAGGAAAGGCCGGCUAGGAGCGCCGAGGUGCCCAAGCAGCAGCAGGAUCGGCAGCAACAGCGGAGCCGAAUGCGUCAUGAGCAGAAAGUGGUUGCGAAGACGACCGUGGCACCUGCAACCAGAUCCGCCCUUCUGUCGCCUUCCAGCCGCGACGACGCUCCUCGCAUCGUCACCGCUGGGGACCAUCGACCGGACAAGGACCGCACGGGCGGUCGAGAUCGACGACGCCGGCGCACCGGCGGGCUGCGCAAUGUGGAGUUUGAGGUGCGCGGCGUGUUGGUGCACGAGCUGGUCCACACCGUCCAGUUUGACGGCGACGGUACCGCGCCGGGAGGACUUAUCGAGGGCAUCGCCGAUUGGAUCCGCCUCAAGGCCGGCUUCGCCCCUUCCCACUGGAAGCGCGGCGUCAUCGGAGACUCUUGGGAUGCCGGAUACGAAAGGACGGCCUUCUUUCUCGACUUUGCAUCCUCCUUCGUCGGGAUGAGGUUCCUUGUGCCGCACCUCAACCAGGCCCUCGCAUGGCACCGCUGGAUUGUCGACGACGACGACGUCAAGACCGCGCUGAAGCAUCGACGGCUGCGCCGCUGCGGAAACGGAGAAGAGGACGGUCGGGACGGCGACGACGAAGAGGAGCCAUUCACCCUCUUCGAGUGCCUGACGGGCUACAGCAUCGCAGAGGUCUGGAGGGCCUAUGAGAACUCCGUCGAAAGGUAG
Molecule: messenger RNA, 1425 nt
Organism: Pseudozyma flocculosa PF-1
Lineage: Eukaryota; Fungi; Basidiomycota; Ustilaginomycetes; Ustilaginales; Ustilaginaceae
Exons: 1
Coding region: 1-1425 (474 amino acids)
Source: RefSeq, a predicted model, not a curated record